AUGGCGUCGUCGACAUCACUGUCGAGGGCGUCAUCGGCCGAGGAUUUCGAGGCUCUCUCUAGUGUCAAUCUUGCCAGAGGCAAGAGGCUCAAGAGGGACAAUCAUGAAAAAAUUGUCAAACUUUUAAAGAAGCAGGAUUUUGAAAAAAUUAAAAGUGAUUUUGGUUUGGGCAGUGAAGCUAAUGAAAAAGCUGACGGAAAAAGUAGUGAGGUUAUAUGUGAGAACAUGUGUGGCGGUGACAUGGCGGUUGACGUCAACGUCGACGCAGCUAACGGCAGUGCAACGGGCACUCAAGAACCGCUAAUCAUGACUGGUGGCGAUUUCAGCGUCAGUACAGUGACGGCAAAAAGUAAAUGUAAUGAACCUCUUACAACUAUGACAAUCUUUUUUGCUCUAAAUGAUGGCUCGCACACCUUCAAAAGCAAUGUAAUGGCCACAAAUGGCUCAGUACUCGAUCUCUCAUUCACUAACUGCAGCAUGCCCUUAACAUGGAAAACUGAUCCAGUUACUAUUGGUGGCAGCCACCACGUACCCAUUAUUAUAGAAUCCACUGCAAUUCAGGUCACAGAAGUCAAAUUCCUAGCUAAGCACAAACUUAUAGAAAGCCUUCAACAAAUCAAUGUAGAACCAGACAUCAAUGAUAUUCACCACAAGCUUGAGGAAGAGGUCAGGGCUGCUACCUAUACGAUCUCCAAAAAUAGAACACCCAAGCUUCAACAACUGUUACUUGCUGUGGCAACACUAACAUUAUUGUCAAUUGUCUGCAACGCUGCUGUAACCCAAACUUCAUCAACAACCGGAGGGCGAACGUCAGCUGCGGAUGCGCAUGCCAGCCUUGCCCACAAAAACAUAGCCCAUGUCUAUGCAAAUCAUGUGGGAAAACAGCAACAACUCCAACAAUGGCCACACUAUUAUGAUUUUCGUUUCGAGCGGAACAGCAGUAGUGGCAACAAUAAUAAUGGCAUUUCUACUCCCACAGCUACAGCUGCAGACCCAACAGCAGCAUCGACAGUAGCAGAAAAUGCAGCACGAAAAACAACUCGUCGAAGUUAUGGUGGUGCCAGUGGUGGAGAAUGGCAAAAUGCUUACACUAUUGGUGGGAGCGGUAGCGGUAGCGGCAGCGGCAGCGGCAGCAGUAGUUACAACUAUGGGGCAACAAAGCUUAAUGGUCUCACAAAUCUCUCGGGUUUGCGGCACAUUAGUAGCGGCUUUGGCGGCAGUGCUGGUGGUGCAACGGCAAAACAACAAAUACCAAUUUACGAAGAACAGCAAGAAAACGAUUAUGGCGCCGGCACAUUGGGUGCAUCCGGCACAGCAGGACAUAAUGCUGGGGGAAACAAUCAACACGGUGGCAGCAGCAGCAGCAGAAGCUUCGGUAGUAGCGGCAGCGGCAAUGGCUUCGGCAGCAGCGGAGGCUGGGGUAGUAGCGGUAGUAGUAGUAGUAGCAACAGCAAGAGCUAUAACUCUGCUAGUUCUCGCAGCAAUGAUGCCCUCAGUACGGCGCUAUACAAUUUGCACACAGCUGGCACACACAAUGGCUUCCAGUCUUCCUUUGGUAGCAAAUUUUCAUCAGCGAACUCGGCAACUCCUCAAUUCGAAUACCAAGUACAGCAACAACCCCAGCAACAGCUGUUGAGCAACAAAAUCCCCAAUGGCAAUUUUCAGCAUCGUUACGAUCAUAAUUCCGGCGGUUACGAUGAACUUUCAGCCGCUGCUACUUACGCACAUCAGCAACACCAACUGCCAACGGCAUCCGGACUGCAGCAUUUCGGAGCGCACGAUGCUAUCUCCUCCCACCACUCUGGCAUGGAUUCAGCAACUUCAAACGCUGACGUGGACAUUUCAUUUGUCCACCAUCAGAGUGAACAUCAUGGUGGUGAGGGGGGUGAUGGUGGCGAUGGCGGACAUGAAGAGGUAGAGGCUUCGGGACCAUCAUACGAUGAUUCCGCUAAUUAUCUAGCUGAGCAGCACUCAGGUGGUGGUGGUGGUGAGCACGCACCCGAUGUCAUUAACUACAUUCCGUAUCCGGUGGUGAAGAAGGUGCACGUUCCGGUGCGCGAACCCGUCCAGAUUCCCAUUCAGCAUGCGGUUAUCGUGCCCGUCAACAAGCCAGUACCCAUACACAUUCCAGUCACUAAAACUAAGCCUGUGCCGGUUGAGAAGGAGCUCAGAGUACCCGUCGAACAUGUGGUUCCAUAUCCGGUGGAGAGACCAAUACCAGUGCCCGUGGAAAAGCGUGUCCCAUUUGAGGUUAUUAAGUAUGUAACGGUCAAAGUACCGCAUCCAUUCCCUGUGAAGGUGCCAGUGUUCAAGACCAUAUUGCACAAGGUGAAGGGUGGCAAAUGGUGAAGGCCAUAGCGCAAUUAGUGGCCUGCUUUGUUUGGUGCAGCUAUUGUAAAGAAGAAAAGUACACAAAUAUUUUUUCAUAUACAUAUUAGUUUUUUAAGACACGUUCUGCCAAUCAUACAA
This is a messenger RNA of Rhagoletis pomonella (apple maggot), 2469 nucleotides long. RefSeq lists its product as uncharacterized. The transcript is spliced from 3 exons. The record is from RefSeq and is a predicted model, not a curated record. The coding region runs from base 1 to 2349 and encodes 782 amino acids. Lineage: Eukaryota; Metazoa; Arthropoda; Insecta; Diptera; Tephritidae.